Messenger RNA from Monascus purpureus, 2130 nucleotides. Lineage: Eukaryota; Fungi; Ascomycota; Eurotiomycetes; Eurotiales; Aspergillaceae. The record is from the annotation of a GenBank genome assembly.
UAUCUACAGAGUAUCUGCCUCCCCGUCAGCUCGUGUUGUAUUCGUCGUCCAAGAGCUUCGUCUCCUUCGCGGUAGCAUUGUAUACCUGCAUGACUUUUGUCACCUUGGCCCGUUGAUCAUAUCAGUUAUGCUCAUUGGUAUUAUAUGCCGUUUUCAUAAACUCGUUUCAUGACUCCAGCUCGUGUCACUUUAUCAUAGAUUGUUCUUGACUCGACUUCUCUCGUCAUUCCGUUCCGCUCAUCGCGUCACUUGAUGAUAUUCGACAGAAGAGAAACCUGUUCGCGGAUUACAGUCCCUUCCGGUUCUCCGAAUCGUCACUAAGGCUUUCGGUGAAAGGCUGUUUUAUAUACACACUAUAUUAGUCGUCCAAGACAGAUAUUAUCACUAAAGCCUGUCAUAAUUGACCUAUCAUCGUCUUUGGCGACGAUGAGUUUCACCGGCAAUUGCUAGGUGCUUACUUCCUGCCAGACUCAUAUGCUUGAAGAGAGAAGAUAUCUUCUCUCUGCCUUCCCAUGGCACGCGCCGACCUUAACUUCAUCCAGGAUUCGACGUCGCCUGUUGCGAAACAUGUGCAAAUUGGAAGUUCGAGUUGCGCGUCUGAUUCCGCGAGCAAUGCUCAUUCGAUCUAUCCCAACGACUCCGGUAUCAGCGGUUGGGAAUCUCUCCAUGACGACUCCUGCUCUACAAAUCGCCCUCCCCUCAAACUCAGCGACUCCCAGGGUUUCAUACCUUCAUUGAAUGCAUCAGAAUUUCCACCCCUUGAGCACAGAGGGCGAAUUUCACUGCAACCAAGACGCGCUAACACGGAUCCAGUGUCAUAUGGACAAUCUUGGAGAAGUUUUGGCGUUCACCAACCGAUCGAGCAAUAUACGUCAGAUCCGCCCAUUGGGAGCUACAAUCAUUCGCUGCAGAAAACCAAAAGUGUCAGAGCCAAGGUCAAUGUCAAACCUCUGCUCAAAAGAUUGUCCCGCGAUGCUUCCCAGUCAACUUCACUCGAUCUUUCACGAUCCUCUCUCGAGUACGAGGGUCUUGGAAUCUACACAAAUUUCGAUAAGGGAGGACUACAAGGUGAUUACUAUGGUGGCAGCUUGGGCAGAAGAACGGUAUCUGGUCUUCAUCAUCGAUCUACUAGUAGAGCGUCCCAAUUCUCUGCAGGAAGUUCUGGUGUGACAAAGCCAACCUCUCACUACAUCCAUCCAAUCCGCCAGACGCCUAGCGUAUAUACGCCCUUAAGCCAAUCCUACCAAACUUCUUCAGCUGAAAGUGACGACUCUGGGGACGCAGGUCUCUUCCUCGACGGAGAGCCCACGACUUUGUCGGGUUCAGACGGUUUCCAUAGCCUACAGCGACCUCGGUUGUCUUUGCAGACCCACAGGAACUCAUUCACGGGGUUGCCAGGGAUGUCGCAAACAAGUGUUGCGGGUCGACAUUCCUUUGGCUACUCCAGGGAUAACAGCGGAAACCUCGACUCACCUUCACAGAAUUCUCGGUCAUCUUUAGAUUUCGUGUUUCGACCAAAACAGCGGGCAAAUACCGAUCCCAUAUCACGGGCUGCUACAAUUCAGGCAGCACGCAAAGCAUUCGAAGAGAAAGAAGCAGCGAAGGCACGGAAGUUCGAAAGGCAACAAAUGAAGGCAGAAGAAAGACAAAUGCGCCGCCAGGAGAAACAACUUUCCCACAGAACCUCCACAGACUAUCAAAUGGUGGGGACAUCAUCUGAAAAUGCUGCCCCGGAAAACGACCUCUCAGAGAAAUUAGCUAGCCCUGAGCCGGACGUAUCUUCACCCGCUCAAUCCAAAUCUCCAUCAUGGAGAUCCCAGUCCAAGAGUAGAUGGAUGCUUUUUGUAACCUGGCUACAGACCAGAGUAUUCAAGCUGCGAAGGAGAUUACGGAAACCCCAUUGAUAUCUGCCUUCCCCCCCUUUAUCUGACGUUUUAUUCCUCAUCAUACGGGCGCAAAUGAUGACCACCGGAAUCUUUAGUUUGAGAAGACGGCGGCCUUAUACUCGUGGGCAUUAUCUAUCCACUUUUUCCAUCGAGUAUGAACGAUUUUCCUUUGUCUAGAUGCUAUGUUUUCCAUUACAAAAGCCAAGUUCUUCAUAGACUUGAAUGAUGAUUUCUAUGAAUUAUC